AUGGCGGACAACUUGGGUCGCCUCAUUCAUGCAAAGAUNUCGGCUCUGAGCGGUGCCUAUGGCUGCUUUGCUGUCACCAACUACUGGGAGUACCAUGAUAAAGAAAAAGAAAUUCAACAGGGCAAAAACAUUGCCGACGCAUGCGCAGACUGUGGUGUGAAGCACCUUGUUUACAGCGGCAUGGAGCCAUCAGAGAAACUGAAGGGUAUUCCCUUGGCAAACUUUGACGGGAAAGCGGCUGUUGAGGAAUAUAUAAAAGCAAAAGGAAUUCCCCAAACGGUUGUGCGGUAUGCUUUCUACGCCGAGAACCUUUUCGGUAUGAUGAAACCCCAAAAGACACAGGACGGACAUUUUGCUUUGGGGAUACCAAUGGGAGAUGUUCCAUUCUACAUGAUGGUGUGCACAGACGCAGGGGAGUGUAUCCAUCAACUGUUCAACAACCCCGGGGAGUGGACCGGGAAGUCUCUGGGGCUCGCCAGCUGGAUAUACACCAUAGACCAAUACUGCGACAUGUUCAGCAAGAUUCUGGGAGUCACUGUCGUUAAUCCCAAGAUGACAGCUGAACAGAUGGCUGGGUUUGGUUUUCCCGGUGCCGUUCUGUUGGCCGACAUGUUUCGGUUCUACCAAUGUGGAAUCGACAGGAAUCCAGAAGAAUGUAAGCGUCUAAACCAAAAGAUGGCGACCCUUGAGCAGUGGGUGACGGCGAACAAAGAAGCUCUUUUGAAAGCCUGGAAUGCGUAAU
Lingula anatina is the source of this 742-nucleotide messenger RNA. Its product is annotated as nmrA-like family domain-containing protein 1. The record is from RefSeq and is a predicted model, not a curated record. NCBI's taxonomy places the organism in Eukaryota, Metazoa, Brachiopoda, Lingulata, Lingulida, Lingulidae. Gene Ontology annotation, cellular component: nucleus.